GCUGGCUUUCCAUCCACAGCGAGCAAAGCGGCGACCAAAUCAUUGCGCGCCUCCGUAAUUGAUUUAGGAAGACAACCGGGAUCUCCUCGCGUCCUACAGCGCCAAAUUUAUUGGAUUUUUUUCUCUCUCUCGCUUAUAGGUGGCACAUUAGGUGUGACCGGAAAAAUAACCAACCUCGCACCCCGAAACCACACGAACACCGGGACUCGAACUAGUGACCCAAGGAAUGAGUGCGGCUCUCUCAGCCAAGAAGGAGGAAACGCCGCAGCUUGCUUUUUCUUGCGCGUCGUGUUCCAGAGCAUCUACCCCAGGAAGAGGCAAUGAUAAGCGGACCUUCUGGUUGGUUCUCUCAGUCCACCUCGAGCCUGCAUGAAACAAAGUCUGCUCUUCGCCUCACAGCCUGCGCCGCAACGUAAACGCCUGGCGUGCUGUCACCGCCGCGCAUCCCCCCCUUUUCUUAUGCUGUGAGUAAACAGUUCUGCUGCUAUCAGGGUCCAGCCUCUCCCGAUACCACAAUGAGGACCACGGAGGAGACCGAGGGCUUUGACGGCGAGGCCUCCAACACGUCCAUGAUCUCCGGGGCCAGCAGCCCGUACCAGCCCACCACGGAGCCCGUCCUCUCGCGCAACGUUUUGGGGGCGAUGAGGUGCGACAUGGAGUACCUCAUGUCCUACUUCGGGAUUCUGAAGGCGGUGGAAGUGGUCCUGUCACUCAUCAGUUUUAUUUGCAUCGAAACCAUCAUGAUGUGUUCUCCCUGUGGAGGCGUCUACUUAUUUGAGUUUGUCAGCUGCAGUGCCUUCGUGGUGACAGGAGUCCUUCUCCUGAUCUUCUGCCUCAAUCUCCACAUCAAGGUUCCCCAGGUCAACUGGAACAUGACGGACCUGGUCAACACUGCUACCAGCACCUUUUUGUUCUUUGUCUCGUCCCUUCUUCUGGUCUGCAUCAACCACGACACAGGAGCUGAGAAAGCAGCAGCAGUCUUCGGCUUCCUGGUGACAGGUGUGUUCGGCCUAAACACCUUCCUGGCGGUGCGGAGGUGGCGCCGUGGCAAUGGGUGUCAGGGCGCCGCUCAGACCAGCGAGUACAUGCGAGCGCGCACGGCAUCUCGUGGAGAAAUGGAGGCUCGGCCUGAGCUCGCGUGAAAGCUCGUGGAUAAACUACGCACCGGCAGCUGACAGAGACGGACGCAACUCUGGCCCGUUGAGCAUAGUUGGGAUUUGGACCUCUGCGGUUCUGAUGCCUGAUAAAGCAUCAUUUAACAGCCAGAGAUGCCAGAGAUCAUAAAGUUUGAGAUUCCUUCUCAAAUCAAACAGUUUCACAGGAAAAGCUGGACCAGAACUUAAGACGUGAACCACUUCCGUGUCUUGGAAGACACGCAAGUGUCUUUCACUGUGAUUGAAGGCAGUGUGUUAUAAGUGGUGGCAAUAUGUCUGUGGACCAGGGCUCCAUGGACAAGCAGCUCUUUCACCUGCAGUCAUCCCUUUAUUGUUCCGUCCUGCAGCUUUUUGCUUCUUCCUAUGAAAAGACUGGUUGUCAAACAUAAUAUCUGAUGAAGUAUGACUGUUUUUUUUUUUUUUUUGGUUUUCUUUUGGCAGACUUUAUAAUCGCCUUUUAAAAUUGUAACCUGAAAUCGAUAAAACAUUUUACUGCCAGGAGUCACGCAGUGACAGCACAGUGGGGGGUAUUCUCAACUUGAAAACACUGUGAGGUCAGAGUUUAUGAAUGAUUGGAGACAUUUGACUUGAAAACUUCAAUAAUAACCGAAAGAGAAUCUGUUUUAACUUUGUGCUUAGACAACCAAAAAUGUUUUUCUAAUCUUAGAUUUCAAGCUAAGAUUAGCUUGAAAUUGACAUUAGUUUACUUUUUAGCGUGUUGCUAUAAAAGUGCAUCAUAAUUAUCUUUUUCUAAACCCAUGUAUUCACAGCAUCCUCUGGUCCAAAAUAUUUAGUUAUCAUUUUUGUUUUUCUAAAAUUAAAUCUAUCAGUGAAGAUAUUUUGACAUAUCCAGGCCACAAAGUGAAACCAUCCAAGGAGACUGAUGAUCAUCAGGCUCCUUGGGCUGUAAGGUGGAUCUCAGGUACGGACGCAGUUUUUUCCUCCUGAUACUCAGAAAGCAUCUGAAUUCAAUCACAGGUUGCCUCGACCUGAAUGCUGUGUCUCUCCUUGUCGCGUCUGUUGGAAAGUUAAAAGCAUACAGAGCACAAAAUAGAGUUAACAUUCCUUUAAUGUUGUUUUUUUGUUGUUUUUUUUUGUUCUGGCCAGUGUUUCUGUGGUGAUAAUGAAGAUGUGUCUGGAAAAGUAGCAUCAUCUCUGCUUUUGAGGAUGAAGGAACCAUUUUUUUUUUUUUUAAUGAAGACUACGCUUCUGUAAGGUUUAGUUUCCAAAGUGACUCAAUGGCUCCACCUCCUGGUUUGCAUCUGAACUUGCAUCUCCUUUGUACGACUCCAAGACAACUAAAUACAGGCGACCUGAGGGACGCAAAUCUGUGACAUGCUGAUGAUUUGUCCAGCAUCCAAAAGAAGGACAAGGAUGGUGUGUGACUGUUCGAAAUUAGUUUAACGUAAAAGCAGAAAUGGCAUUAUGAAUGUUUGAUGAUAUUUUAAUGGUUUAUUAACAUAAUUAUUUACUAUUGGCUUAGUUUUGUGACUGAAGUACUUGCAUCAAAGACAAUCAUGUUACUAUUUAUGUUUGUAAUCUUCAUUAGUAAAUUUACAUUCUAGUAACGCCACAAGCUCAUUUACAGCGACAAAGUUAAACUAGUGAGUUAUGCUUUUUAGUUAUGACGUGGCCCAUCUAUUUGUUUAUUAAAGACAGACUGAUUACAGCUCAUCCUCUCUUUCAGUGAGAGUAUGUUAUUAAGAAUCUGGAGGACAAAACAAAAAAGAUUUCUGAUUGUUUCUGGAUUCUUUUGCACUUCUUUUUUAUUGUUUUCAUUUGGUGUGGUUCUGGUAAAGGCUCAUGCCUGGGCCAUUCAUGUACAGGUUGGAUAUUUGUGUUGAAAGUGUUGGAAGCAUCCCUUUCCAUUGGUGAUUCAAAUAAAGCGGCAAAUACUGAAAGAGAA
Molecule: messenger RNA, 3060 nt
Organism: Poeciliopsis prolifica (blackstripe livebearer)
Lineage: Eukaryota; Metazoa; Chordata; Actinopteri; Cyprinodontiformes; Poeciliidae
Gene: cmtm4
Product: CKLF-like MARVEL transmembrane domain containing 4
Exons: 4
Coding region: 516-1142 (208 amino acids)
Cellular component (GO): membrane
Source: RefSeq, a predicted model, not a curated record